This is a messenger RNA of Bipolaris oryzae ATCC 44560, 552 nucleotides long. RefSeq lists its product as uncharacterized. The transcript is spliced from 3 exons. NCBI's taxonomy places the organism in Eukaryota, Fungi, Ascomycota, Dothideomycetes, Pleosporales, Pleosporaceae. The record is from RefSeq and is a predicted model, not a curated record. The coding region runs from base 1 to 552 and encodes 183 amino acids.
AUGGGGGCACAUGGGGGACGGGUUGGCUGUAAGCUGCUCAGAUGUCAGGGCUCAUCUGCCAUGUGGGAAAAGCGAUUCCAGAUCAGAUGGGCGCUGCAGGGUCGCCGGGUAACCACUCACACUCUUGACGCCCCCCCGGCAGCCGGCAGCCGGACGCGUCUGGGGGACUGUGUUAGCAUUAGGAUGAAGGCACCACCGCCACACACUGGCGUGCGGUCGGACUUCAACAAACGGAUUCCAAGCAAUGGCGGUAUGCGCUGUUGGGGAGCGCGUCGCGCGCAGCACUCUGUAUACAGCGGCGCGCCUGAGGGGAGUUUGUACUCGUGGGGCCGGGCUUGCGAAAGAGCGGUCGCUGGCUUGCUGGGUGGGCCGAGGCGGAUGCCGUACGCAAGCCGCCACGUCGCUGGGGGAAAUGCAGAGGCUGGGUAUGGACAUGAAGCACGAGGGUCUAAUGCAGGAACACGCCGGCGGCUGGCCCGUAUGCAGAAAACCAGUCUCCCCAUCUACGAUAGCGCGCGGGAUGAUUGGUUGUGGGCCGGGUCCGGGGCAUGA